Molecule: messenger RNA, 1701 nt
Organism: Silurus meridionalis
Lineage: Eukaryota; Metazoa; Chordata; Actinopteri; Siluriformes; Siluridae
Product: leucine-rich repeat-containing protein 15-like
Exons: 2
Coding region: 241-1572 (443 amino acids)
Cellular component (GO): plasma membrane
Molecular function (GO): protein binding
Source: RefSeq, a predicted model, not a curated record
UCCAGUACAGUCACACUCCCCAAACUCCCUGAUGAUCACGCUAUUGAUCCUACAAUGUAUUUAUGGUUCCUCACUUUAUCUAAUGCGCUUACACACAUUUGCGGGCGGCUUUGUGAGAAAGCCCUAACCACGCCCCCUGAGCUGGCAGACUCCGCAUCUGAGCAACAGCUGGAAUAGCGGCACUUUUUUAUUGAUUUUUAUCUUUUUUUAUUUUUCGUGGAUGAUCGAUUCCAGGACUUCAUGGAUCUUGUCCAGUUUCUAAUCCUCUGCAUUUUUGCUGUAAAUGCAGUUGUCUGUGGGUGUCCAUAUCAUUGCAGGUGCAAUAAAACCGCGGUUUCUUGUACGGGAUAUACAGAUUUUCCAUCAAACAUUCCUUCAAAUACAGAAUCUCUAGAGAUUACCCAUUCUUGCAUCAGCUCACUUAGACCUGAUCAUUUCAAAGCAUUCUAUAAAAAUCUUGCAGUGUUGAACAUUACUGAUGCAAGAAUAUGGGUGGUGCAACCUCACACCUUUGACCAGACACACAACCUACUCAGCUUAACACUUUCAGCAACCAAGCUAUGUUCUUUACCCCCAUCCCUCCUUACUCCUCUUCAAAACCUGAAAACCUUAGACCUGAGUAAAAAUAUGCUGACUUGCAUUCCAGAGGAGGCGUUUCAGGGUCUGACUCGCCUGGGGACCCUCAUAUUGCAGGAAAACAGCAUCACAAAUCUGCACCCAGGGACCUUCCGAGGACUUGGAAGUCUUAAGGUCUUGUCCCUAAAACAGAACAAAUUGAAGGUGAUUCCACGUCAUAUUUUUGACCACCUGGUGAACCUGAAGGAAUUGCAUCUGCAGAACAAUGUCCUCACGUGCAUACCUGCUGAACUUUUCACCAAUCAGAAGAAGCUGAAAGAGCUCUAUCUCUCCAACAAUUUGCUAACUGUUCUUCCCAAAGGUAUCUUCCUGAACCUGCCUAGUCUACAGAAUAUCUCACUUUUCAACAACCAGCUGCACACACUGUCUCCCAACACCUUUGGCCCCAUGCCCUUGCUCCAGGAGCUAUGUCUAAAUGACAAUAAGUUAACUCACAUCGAGGACAAGGUGUUCAGCAAUUUGACUCAGUUAAACCUUCUAGAGAUCAACAGGAAUCAGAUCUCAUACAUCUCCCCUGGUGCCUUCAAUGGAUUGAUUGGGCUGAAAGAAAUUUCUUUACAAACUAACAACCUAAGGAGCCUUGAGGAAGGAGUGUUUAGAGGUCUUAAUAAUUUGGCUAAAAUAUCACUGAGUAACAACCAGAUUCGGAACUUUCCUGGGAAGCUCCUCUAUGGUCUCUCUCACUUAACAACACUGGAGCUUCAACAUAACUUUCUACUCUAUUUACCAGAAGACCUUUUAAUCUUACUAACUGACCUUCAAAAUCUAGUGCUGUCUCAAAAUCCCUGGAGGUGCACCUGUCAAAUUUUACCCUUUCAAGACUGGCUAGUAAAGCACCAAGAUAAAGUACCCAGUGCCUCCAGCAUCAAGUGCUUCACUCCCUCCUGGUUGGCAAACUGCAGAAUUAUAAACCUUGAAAAAACUAUUAUUUGCUAACACCUAUACAAAAUUUACUUACUCUUCUUUCUUUACACUCCUCUACCACCUUACCUGCAGAUCACACCACAUCUGUCUGAGAGAACAAAGACCAUACAGACGAUCGAUGGAAAACACAAUCAUUAUUGC